Messenger RNA from Cladophialophora immunda, 516 nucleotides. RefSeq lists its product as uncharacterized. The coding region runs from base 1 to 516 and encodes 171 amino acids. The record is from RefSeq and is a predicted model, not a curated record. NCBI's taxonomy places the organism in Eukaryota, Fungi, Ascomycota, Eurotiomycetes, Chaetothyriales, Herpotrichiellaceae. The transcript has 2 exons.
AUGAACCUGCCACCUCAGGCCGUGAAUGACCUUUCAAAGCUCCUAAGGACUAAAUCCAACAAGAAGAGCGAUGAAGCGUGGAAAGAUAUGGUCGAGGUUUAUAAGCACGAGCAAGAAUCAGACAGAUGCGCCCGAACCGCCAACGACAUCGAUGCCGCGAUAGCAGCAUCGUCAGCAGUCCUCCCUCCCAGAUUCUUCCACACGCCAGCUUGUAGUCUCUUGAGGCAGGAGUCCUUGGAGAACAGGAUCAAGUCGAAGCAAAAGUUCCAAGAAGCGCUCACUGAACAUUACAAGGCGUCGUACGAAAGAGGACAGGCGGCGACUUAUAACGAGGACGCGCAGCUGUUGGACGACGAGCUGAAGAAAAGGAAAAAGUGCUGCCAGAGCCAGUGCUGCAACUGCCGUGCUUGUUGGAAGAAUGGUGUCAAAAUAGUUGGUCUAUCUGCUUGGUUGCCGAGCUCGGUGCUCGAUGUCAUUCCAGAGCCCCCUUUGUGGCACUGGCAUCCCCAUUUUUGA